AUGUCGGUGAAUCUACAAGAUGGCAGCGCUGAUUCCGGGGCAGAUGCUGGCAUCAGCUGUGCGAAGGUCUUUUCGUGCCAUCAUACUUCCUGGUCCGUUCAUUCGUCAGUUCCCUUGGAGCUCUUGGAGAUUCCGUCAACGAAGAACCACACGGCCACACCCGUGGGUAGUGAGGUCUAUGUCUUCGGAGGCUACGACGGCCAGAAGAAUCACAACGAGCUCUACAUCUUUGACCUUCAGUCUAUGGAGUGGAGGCAGCCGUCGGUGGGUGGACAGAAGCCGAGUGGAAGGAACGGGCAUUCAGCAACCCUCCUAGCCGGAGGGGCACAGAUCCUGAUCUUGGGCGGCUGGUUGGGCAACGGGCCACUCGCUGCAGGCGACAUGCAUUUGCUGAACUUGGAACCCUUGAAGUGGGUGCCUCCACGCUUCACCGGCGAGCCGCCUGGGCCUUGCAACAUGCACACUGCCGACCUGGUUGCCCGCAAGCUCCUGGUCUUUCGGGGUGGCGACGGUCGUGCGUAUUUGAAUGAUCUGCAUGGCUUGGAUCUGGAUAGCAACAGCUGGUUUUCUGUGAAGACCUCGGGUGAGCAGCCGCCUCCCAGGGCUAAUCACGCCUCGGCAGUGGACGAUUACAGGCUUUACAUCUUCGGUGGCUGGGAUGGCACCAAGCGAUUGAACGAUCUCUACGUGCUGGAUAACAGAGACAGCGUGUGGACAAUGCUCAAGCCGACGGGCUAUGCGCCACAGGCCCGCGCUGGGAUGACGCUCUCCAUUAUCCGGGAUUGCUUGUACUUGUUCGGUGGCUCGGGCCACACCACUCGCUGUUUCAACGAUGUGCACGUCUACGACCCAGAAGAGCAGGCUUGGUUUCUUUGUGUCCAGUCGCCCUCCGAGAGCGUCGAGCGCAUCGGCCCGGCGCGAAGGGCCGGGCACGUGGCAGUGGUCGUGGACCGCCGGCUCUUCAUCAGCGGCGGGGCCUGCGGGACACAGUACUACGGGAAGGGGAAGUGGUACAUCCUGGACACCGAUGCGCCUCCCGUCAUCGAAGUGGCGGCGCCUCCGGUCUGUGCGGAUUCGGUUAGAAGAGUCAUGAGCGAGUACCUGAACAAGCAGGAGUUCUCGGACGUGAGCUUUGUAGUGGAAGGUCGGCGGAUCUUCGCACAUCGCAUACUGCUGACGCUCUUCUCCGACUAUUUCCGGCGAGCGUUUGCUUGUGGCAUGCGCGAGAGCUUCGAGCCUGAGAUCCUGAUCGAGGACAUGUCCUACGAGACUUUCCACUCACUGCUGGAGUUUCUGUACAUCGGCAGGCUCCAUGUUUCCGAGGCUCAGCAAACCGAUGUGUGCUUCCUGAUGGGCCUCCUGAGGGCCGCGGACCAGUUCUGCGUGGACUGCGUGAAGCAGACCUGCGAAAAACACCUGAGUGCCCUGGUGGAUCUCGAGAACGUCGAAGUCUUCCUCUUGGAAGCAGAGCGCUUCCAAGCUCUGCAGCUGGUACAGUACUGCGAGUGGUUUAAGCGCCAGCUGGACUACGAAAGCCGGCUGGGAACCUGUGGAAAGGUUUCUCCACCGGCUGGCCACUGCAUGUCCAGCACUGCACAGUCACUGGCGGCACGGUCACGGAGGGAGUCCUUCGACUGA
Molecule: messenger RNA, 1638 nt
Organism: Symbiodinium sp. CCMP2592
Lineage: Eukaryota; Dinophyceae; Suessiales; Symbiodiniaceae
Source: the annotation of a GenBank genome assembly